ACAGAGAAAUUUGAAGAAUAAGUAUAUUGGGUCACUCGCCUCACAAAGCGAAACCCCGAUUCCUAACCCUAAAUCGAAUUCGCUGCUCAAACCCUCAAACUCGCAACCCUAAUCCAAUCCACUUCUAGCAUUCUCUUCCGAAACCAGUUGUGGGAUUCUUCGAUUCUGCUCUCUGCAUUCAUCUUUCUAUAUAUAUCAUAGUUAGCUUCAUCUUGAUUCUCUCUGAAAAGUGUGAAUUUUGGUGAUCUGCUGAAUUAUAGACGACAAUGAGUAGCAGAGGAGGAAGGGACAGAAUUCGUAGAGAUUUCCCUCCAAGAAUGGAAGAGAAGAGCCAUCAUGGGCGAAGUAAUGCUCCUCCGUCAAGACACCUUUGGGUUGGGAAUCUGUCUCACAGCAUAGAGGAAAAAAAUGUAACUCGUCACUUCUUAAAAUUUGGGGAACUUGAGAGUGUCUCUUUCCAACCAGGUCGUAGCUAUGCCUUCAUUAAUUUUAAAAAUGAAGAAGAUGCUUUUGCAGCUGUGAGUGCACUUAAUGGUUUUGUUGUCGCGGGGAAUCCACUUAAAAUUGAGUUUGCAAAGGCGGAUAAGUCAUCAACACCAUCACGUGAUGGAGGUUACUUGCAACGACGAGAUGAAAGGUCUGAAGUAAGAGGAUCUUCAUUCUCACACAGGGAUUCUAGAAAACGUCAUUCUAGUCCUGAUCCACUUUGUCCCAACAAAUCCAAGUUAAGUGAUAGAAAUGCAGAACCGCCAAGUGAGGUCUUAUGGAUAGGGUUUCCAUCUUUGCUGAAGGUAGAUGAAGUGACUUUAAGGAAGGCUUUUUCACCAUUUGGUGAGAUUGUGAAGGUUACUGCAUUUCCAGGUCGUAGUUAUGCCUUUGUUCGCUUCAAAAAUGUAGUGGCAGCCUGCAGGGCCAAACAAACUCUCCAGGGGAAAUUAUUUGGUAAUCCUCGUGUGCACAUAUGCUUUGCAAAGAGUGAAUCUAGCUCAUCCAACAGUGGAAGGAACUCAAUGAAUUCCCCUCCUUCCCCACAUUUCAAGUCAUAUGGACGCAUGGGAUCAUCUGAGAACUUUCGACAGGAUAGAAAUUUUGGGAGCUUCACCGAAGAUCCAGACAUGAGAUCUCGUUUUGUGCCAAAUCUGGAGUCUCGGGAUCUUGAUGUCAUGAGUUUAAGCCAGAAGGGUAAUUUAUGGGAAGGUAUGGGUGGUGCAUUUGAACAGAGGAGGUUCCAAGAACCGGGGCGUGAACUAGGAUUACCAGAAAAUAUGUAUGAACGCUGUGGUAGUCCUACAAGAGAUCAAGGUGAUCAUUUCCAUGAUUUUUCUUCUCAGCAAUUUCCUCAAAAAGGUCCAUUCUAUGAUGAUUCUUGGGACUUGCCAGAAGAGCCCUUGCUCUUUCAUGGAGCUAAGAAACUAAAAAUUGGCUCUUUUCCUUCAGAGAACGAGCUUCCAGAAUAUCAUUUCUCCAGUUCGGACCAAGCAAAACAUGGUUUCCCUAGGAUGUUCCAUGAUCUUCCUCAACCCGAGGCCCCUGAUAAAAAUUUUGAGUCUAAACCUUUUGGGUAUAAUCAAAUUGAUGACCGCCCUAUGAAUUUAACCCAACCGUACGGAGAAAGGAGUGAACACUGGAAUGCAUCUUAUGAUAGCUUCCCAGAUGGUUAUGGUUUGCCUCCCCCAAACCCUGUUGAGUGGAAAAGAUUAACUCCCGAAUCACAUCAGUCUUCUUUGACUGAAGAGUGGAAAUGGGAAGGGACUAUAGCAAAGGGAGGAACUCCCAUCUGUCGGGCUCGCUGCUUUCCUGUGGGAAAAGUACUGGACAUGAUGUUGCCUGAAUUCUUAGAUUACACAGCAAGGACUGGCUUAGACAUGCUUGCAAAGCAUUACCAUCAAGCAGCUAGUGCCUGGGUGGUGUUCUUUGUUCCAGGGAGUGAUGGUGAUAUUGGAUUCUACAAUGAAUUCAUGCAUUAUCUGGAGGAGAAACAGCGAGCAGCAGUGGUUAAAUUGGAUGAAAGGACCACCUUGUUUCUUGUACCCCCUUCAGAAUUCUCGGAGAAAGUACUCAAGGUCCCGGGGAAAUUGAGUAUUUCUGGUGUUAUUUUAAGGUUAGAACCUUCUGGUUCCAAUUUGAGGUCUUCUCUUCAACAUCCAAAUGAAAAAAUAGAUACUAAUUUCAUGCCUUACCAUGGGGAUACACCGUCAGGACCUUUUACCCCAUUACCGCCUUUUCCAAAUAUGGGAAAAUCUGGGGUCAGUAAUUUAUCUUUUCUGGGGAAUUUGUCUACAGCAGCUUCACCUGCAUCUUUGUCAGGCUCUGCUCAUGCUAAUGAGAACAGGCAUGAUUAUAUGCUUCAUCAGCAAAUCCCAACAUUUGUACCAAACUGGUCACCUCAAAAUCUGCAGAACUCAAAUUCUGGUGCUGGUAAUGUAGCAUCACAAACAUCAAAUACCACUGUUGAUCCUGCUUUUCAGGGACGUAAUGCGGUCAUGCCAAGGGUUGUGCAAGAACCUAGUUACACCACUGGAAUUUCAGGUAUCCCAAUAGAAGCGAAGCCUCAAGUUUCUUCAUCCAUGCCCAUUGCAGUGCUUCAACCUGAAAAACUCGCGCAACUGGCAUCAUUCCUUCUUGGGCAACCAAGGCAUCCGGGGAGUGGUCCCGCUUCAUCUAUAGGGGAAGAUUUUAGGGAGCCGAGCACCGUGAAUCAUUCUGAAAACUUGUACAGGACACCAGCGCAAUAUGGUUUACAGAACCAGGUACAUUCUGAGCUUUUGGCAUCUCAGUUUGGUCAACUGCAGCCUCAGCAGCAGGGAUCAAAUGCGCCUGCGGUGCCUCAAAGGGAGUUUCAGACAGAUGCUCAAGGGAAUCAACAACUGCACAGUUCUGGAGUGCAAGCAGAAGAUGCAGAUCCCCAGAAACGCCUGCAAGCAACGCUACAGCUGGCAGCAAGUCUUCUUCAGCAAAUCCAACAAGGGAAAGGAACGUGAGAAGUACGAAGGGUGGACACCAAAUAUGAAGUCUGAUGCUUGGCGAUUCUAGAGAUGGCUACAUCCAUCCAGAGUGUUAUUUUUUGUGGUUUUCUUUGUUUAAAUAACAUAUGUUUAUCUUAAUCAGAAUCACCAAGGUUAGUAUACAGACACAUGGAAAGUGGACCCGCCAGUUUUGAUGGCCACUUUCAAUGCAAUGACUUGGUCUUUCUUUCGUUCACUCUGCUCUGCUCUGUUGUAUGCGCUUAGGGUGUAUCUAGACAUUUUGUAGUUUCUCAGUGAUGAUAGGUCUCAACUUGUUUGGAAAUAUUAUGUGGUUGUGAUAAGGUGGUGGAAAUGUCAGAGUUUUGAUUAUUGCUCUUA
Molecule: messenger RNA, 3344 nt
Organism: Camellia sinensis
Lineage: Eukaryota; Viridiplantae; Streptophyta; Magnoliopsida; Ericales; Theaceae
Product: flowering time control protein FPA
Molecular function (GO): RNA binding
Source: RefSeq, a predicted model, not a curated record